CCUCGGGCUUGACAGGCAGCACAGGGAAGGACGCUGCAGCCGGCAGGACAGAGCUGGGCCAGGGCGACCAACUGCUGUUGAGCAUGGUCGUGGCUUCCAGCCGAACUGCUCUAAAGAUCAAGCUUUUGCCAUCUUUUUCCUAUGAUGGCCAGAGUUUCCUGUCCUAAGAGAGAGUGUCAAAGAAAACCUCAAAGUCUGGAGAAAAAUGACUUUUCAAGGAAUACAAAGUCGAUGUCCUGCUAUGUGUUUUUGUCUCACUAACUUCUGGUAACUGAGACGCAUGGCCUUGGGCCUGCAGACAGUCCAUUGAUUAGCAGACUCCUCAUCAUGCAUCAGCUAUUCAGACUGGUCUUGGGACAAAAAGAUCUUUCACGAGCCGGCGACCUCUUCUCCUUAGAUGACUCUGAGAUUGAAGACAGCCUGACAGAAGCUUUGGAGCAAAUUAAAAUAAUAAGCUCAUCAUCAGAUUACCAAACCAAUAACAAUGACCAGGCAGUGGUUGAAAUCUGUAUCACUCGAAUUACAACAGCCAUCAGAGAGACAGAGUCAAUUGAAAAGCAUGCAAAGGCCCUUGUGGGGCUCUGGGAUUCCUGCUUGGAACACAACCUGAAACCCUCUGGGAGAGACGAAGACACUCCUCAUGCAAAAAUCGCAUCUGAUAUCAUGAGUUGCAUUUUACAGAAUUACAACCGGCCCCCUGUGAUGGCAUUAGCCAUCCCCAUUGCAGUGAAGUUCCUCCACAGGGGCAACAAGGAACUGUGCAGGAAUAUGUCCAACUACCUGUCCCUGGCUGCGAUCACCAAGGCGGACCUCCUGGCCGAUCACACAGAGGUUAUUGUAAAGAGCAUACUCCAAGGUGCUGCACAGAUGGGUCCACGUUCCCAGGGAAAUCACGGUGUCGGCAACCAGUCUGUUUUCCUCUCCACCCACCACAAGCACAAUGGACUGAUAGGUAAUGUCAUGUUGUUGAGGGUGUUACCUGCUGUGUAUGAUAAGCAGCCUCAGCCAAUUAACAGACACCUGACAGAACUCCUAGCCUUGAUGUCUCAGCUGGAACAACCAGAACAGUACCAUCUUCUACGGCUUUUGCACGUAGCUGCAAAGAGGAAGCAACCAGAGGUGGUUCAGAAGUGUAUUCCUUUCCUAAUCGAGCAUUUGAAGGAUUCAACCCAUAAUGACAUCAUCCUAAGCAUCCUCAUAGAGAUAGCAGGCUAUGAGCCAGUGGCUUUGAGCAGUUUUCUUCCAACACUGAGAGAAAUUGGUGAGAGAUUCCCCUACCUCAUUGGACAAAUGGCAAGAAUCUAUGGAGCUGUUGGACAUGUGGAUGAAGAGAGAGCCAGGAGCUGCCUGCCUUUCCUGGUGAGUCAGCUGGCCAACAUGGAGCACUCAUUCCACCACAUUCUCCUGCUGGAGAUUAAAAGCAUCACAGACACCUUCUCCUCCAUCCUGGGCCCUCAGAGCAGAGACAUCUUCCGCAUGAGCAACAGCUUCACUGCCAUCGCCAAGCUCCUGACCUGGCAGCUGGAAACCGCCAAGGCCAGAAGUGACAGGAGAAAAAAUGGCACUGAAAUUGCGUUUCCUGAGAAGCUGAAAGAAACCAAGCUCCCAGUAGAUGAAAAUGAAGACCAUGAAAAGCUCCAAGUUAAAAUACAGGCUUUUGAAGACAAAAUAAAUGCUGAGAGCAAUACCCCUGGCUCUAUCAGAAGAUACAGUUUGGACCAAGUUUCUAAGGAAGAAAGAAAAGACAUUAGGUUUAACAGGUCAAAGAGUUUGGCUUUGCACACUGUGCUAACGAGUGCCUUGAGUUCAGAGGAUAGGGAUGCUGUCGAGAGCGGAGAUACUCCAGCCAGCCUCUCUCUUUCAGAAAUAGACCCACUUGGCCUAGGAAAUGCCAGGUCACCCUGUAAGGCAGACACUGAUGGAUCACAGCUGGUAAAUUCUUCAGUUUCACACCCAAGUGUUACACAUUUAGAAUCUGAGACUUUGCCAGGAACAGUUAAAGAAAACUAUCAGGAAGAAACUCCAGGGACAACCGCAAGUCCUGUGGAAUACCAUGAUAAGCUCUACUUGCACUUAAAGGAAAACCUCAGCAAAGUGAAAGCGUAUGCUGUGGAAAUUGGAAAGAAGAUUCCAGUCCCGGACCAGUGCACCAUUGAAGAUUCUGUUAGAAGUUGUGUAGCAAAGCUGUUUUUCACCUGCUCCCUGAAGGGUCAUUACUGCCUCUACAGUAAAUCCAGUUUUAUUCUCAUCAGCCAAGAACCUCAGCCAUGGAUCCAGAUCAUGUUUCUAUUUCAGCAGAGUCUGUUGCCUGAGCCCCUGUCCAUACAGAGUCAUUCUGUGCAAUUCCUCAGUGCCCUGUGGGAGAAGACCCAGACAGAGGGUGCUCACAACUUUGAAACAGCCAUGAUGGAGUCCACAUUCCCGCAGCAGAAGGAUCUGGACCAGGUACAGCUCCAUCUGGAAGAAGUGAGGUUCUUUGACGUGUUUGGCUUCAGCGAAGCAGCAGGAGCGUGGCAAUGCUUCAUGUGCAACAACCCCGAGAAAGCAACAGUUGUAAAUCAAGAUGGCCAGCCUCUCAUAGAAGGAAAACUUAAAGAGAAGCAAGUCAGAUGGAAGUUCAUCAAAAGGUGGAAAACCCGUUAUUUUACACUGGCUGGAAAUCAACUUCUGUUUCAAAAAGGAAAGUCUAAAGACGACCCUGAUGACUCCCCAAUAGAACUCAGCAAAGUACAGAGUGUGAAAGUUGUGGCCAAGAAACGCAGGGACCGCUCUCUCCCUCGGGCUUUUGAAAUCUUCACAGACAAUAAAACCUAUGUGUUCAAGGCCAAGGAUGAGAAGAAUGCAGAAGAGUGGCUCCAAUGUAUCAACGUGGCAGUCGCCCAAGCAAAAGAGAGAGAAAGUAGGGAAGUAACCACAUAUCUGUAGGGAUUUACAAGCCGAUCUCACACCAGUUGUAUACAGUGGGCAUUGCACUAUCACUGCCAAUGUCACGGAAAAGAGAUUCAUUCACCACGUCAUGCUGUUCUUUACUCAUUACCAGUGGGAGAGUUUUCCCCAGGAAGCAGGACCUAAAAGUAACAGGACCCUGAGUACGUUUCAGAUCCUAAUGGCACUUGCGUUAACUGCAGAACAUCUGUGAGAGGCAUACUGGAAAAGGAGCUACAGGUGGUAUGGAACCAGAAACAGGAGGGUAGGGAUCUAGAAACUUCUGUAGAUAUGUCAUUGUACAUUGUAAGGAAACAGCUUUAAAAGGUAUCCGAACUGCCUCUCCUGAGGAAAGAUUAGGUACUUCUGAUGAAAAACGGUCUGUCAAAACUAUUAAAAGAGAAGAAACAAAAACAAAAACAAAACCCUACAAGGAAAAGUCAAAUUGAUGGACACUGAGGAAAACCACCUUCUGACAGAUAAAUAAUUACAUUUAUCCUCUCCUAAUACCAAUGAGAAUAACAUGUGGUAAAAUGGUUCUCAUUAAGCCAAUUAUGUAAUUAAGCGUCUGUCCUUUAGAACUCCUUAUUUGAGUAUUUGAGUAUUCCUUUCAGGUUCAUAUAAUAUGAUUUAAAGUUUAGAUACUUGGAAGUAUCUCCUGCCCAAGGCAGUAAGUGUGAGCUUAAAUAAGUGUAGAAAACCAUUUUCUCCAUCUUCAAAAUAUGUGCUGAUUCCAUUACUUUGAGAUUUUUAAGUUCUAUACUUUUCUUCUUUGUAUUCAACAUUUUAAUACCUCCAAAUUACAAACAUUUACUGUUUUUUGCCAUGACCCAUAAUUUUUUAAAAAAAUUAAGCUGUGGUAGGCAGAAUUCUAGGAUGACUCCCAAUAACUCCCAAUGACCGUAGUGUAACUUCCUCCUCCUGAAUGUGGUGGGACCUGUAACUUGCUUUUGACUAAUAGAAUGUGGCAAAAGGGAUAGGAUAGUCUCUCCCAUGAGUGUGUUACACUACAUGGCAAUGGUGAAGAAAUUUUGCAGAUGUAAUUAAGGUCCUUAACCAGCUGACUUUGAGUUAAUUGAGAGGAAAUGAGCCUGUGUGGGUCUGAUGUAAUCAACUGAGCCCUUGGAAAGAGGGUGAACAAGUCAGAGACUCUCUCCCACUGGCCUUUAAUAAGCUGCCAUGAGUUCUACAGCUUCAAGGAAAUGAAUUUUGCCACAAGCAGUGAGCUUGAAAGGGAAUCCUGAGACUCAAAUAAGAGCCUAGCCCCAGCCGCACCUUGAUUGUAGCUUUGCGACACUCUGAACGGAGGACCCAGCUAAGCUAUGCUUGGACUCCUGACCCACGGAAACUUUGAGAUAAUAAAUACAUGCUGUUUUAAGCUGCUAA
Molecule: messenger RNA, 4311 nt
Organism: Camelus dromedarius (Arabian camel)
Lineage: Eukaryota; Metazoa; Chordata; Mammalia; Artiodactyla; Camelidae
Gene: VEPH1
Product: ventricular zone expressed PH domain containing 1
Exons: 15
Coding region: 328-2925 (865 amino acids)
Biological process (GO): regulation of signal transduction
Cellular component (GO): plasma membrane
Molecular function (GO): phosphatidylinositol-5-phosphate binding
Source: RefSeq, a predicted model, not a curated record